ACAUCUAUACCUAUGCCUCUGCAUACAUAUGCUUUGCAUAUUUGCAGACAUGCACGUGUAUAUACACAGCAGAGAAGAAACAGUCUAGGAGGUUCCUGGAGUGUGUGGAAGACAACUUCCUGACACAGCUGGUCAAGUGCUCGCCGCUUGGAACUGCCCUCAGGCCUCUGCAGCCCGCCGGUGGCCGAAAACAGGAGGCCGCAGAAGGCUGUGGUAUAAAUGUCCCCCCUGCCCGCCGUGGUGCGGGGGGAGCAGGGCGCUGAAAAGAGUGGUGAGAAGUCAUAUAAGCCCGUUAGGGUGGUGUCUGACCGCUAUGUCUGGCGAACUGACCGAAGGAAUCAUAAAGAUCAUCAUUCGCGAAGUAGGACAAGAAUGUGCUGCCAAGGGACAGGCUGUUUCUGAAACCUUGGUAGCUUUCAUGGUGAAAGCUGUUGUUCUGGAUCCGAGAAAUGAAUUUAAUGUGGAUCAAAUCCUUACAAAAAAAGAUGUGCAAAAUCUUACCCAGCUUUGUGUUACCAGACUGCUUGACACAACAAACCCAUCGCUGAGCACAAUUAAGAUGCAAGUUUACUUUGAUAUGAACUAUGCAAACCGAGCUGAAUUACUCAGAGAGCAGCAUCGUGUUCUGGAGGGAAGGUUGGCUCCUCUGGUCAGAGAUAUCACAGACAGCCGUCCUUGCGUGCAAGAUGAAAUGAUGAAAGUGUAUCAAAUGAUGGUUAGCUACAUGCUGCUGAGCUCUGGCCUGGGAUCCCCAACAGAUAUUGAGGUUGUCAGGGAGGUAACAGCUGCCUUGCAGAGUAUAUUCCCCCAGACAGCACUGGUUGCCUUCAUCUCGCUCAGUAAGAAGGAUAAAGAGCAACAGCUGAAAAAUCUCUCCAUGCUAGUCACAGGGAUUCGAUUGUUCAACAAGGAGUGUGGGAAAGGAGGAAAGGGUAUUGAUGACCUGCCAGCCAUUCUGAAUGAAGCCAUUCCAUCAGCUACACGGACUGUUGAAGACAGUCUUAAUACUUGCCAUGUGCGAGCCCACUGUUACACAGCCUUGUUGGAAUCCAUGCAUGAAGAUCAGCAGAGACACAGGCAGCUUAGUUCUUUCCAACUAAAAGAAGCACUGUUCAAUGUGAGACAAUACGAGGCCUUCCUCUGCAUCCUUAUGUCUGAUGCAAUUACAGGUGCUCAAGAAGUUGAAAAGAUGAAUGUGCAGUUUACAACAACAAUGGAGCAGUUAAAAAACACAGUUCAGAAUAAGGUUUCUGUAGAUACCAAAGAAGUUUUUCCUCUCUUUGUUGCAAUUUAUAACGUGUGGGCUGGAUUUCAGAAUGAGAUACUACUCCUGAGCUUUCUCACAAAUAUGACUAACAAUCUGCAACAGUUCUUGGAAACACAAUCACAGCUUUUUCCUGAGGAAGUGCUGACAUCUCUUCUUGAAGGAGUGACUGUGAAGAGUGAUGAGGAAAGGAUAAGAGAAACCAUGGGAACAAGAGUAAACGUUUCUGAUUUCGAGAACCAAGAAUGGCUUUUUCCAGAGACUACUGCUGAUUUUGAUCAGUUGCUAAUCCAGUACCGUGGUUUCUGUGCACAUGCAAUUGGUGUAAAAGGCCUCACCCUUCCAGGAAAUCCUGCUAUUGGAAUUUUGAAGCACAAGGACAGAUGCUAUGUGUUCAGUUCCAAAGAAUCUGCAUACAUUUUUGCUCAAGAUCCAGAUACGUUCAUUCAGCUGAACAUAGAAAAAGCAAAAGAACAUGCAGAGUUAAUUCAUCUGCUCGAGCUUCACCAUCAGUUUGAAUACCUUGCUCCAUACACACAGGCAAGAAGUGCAGACAAACGUUUGAUGAAACCAACCACAAAAUGUGACAGCAGCACUCAAACUGAUACUCACAUCUUGCCUCCGUCUAUUGUGAGGUCCUAUGAAUGGAAUGAGUGGGAACUGAGAAGAAAAGCUAUAAAAUUGGCCAAUUUGCGUCGCAAAUUAACUCAUGCCAUGCAGACUGAUCUCAGCCAUCUGAGAAGGGAGAACUCCACCCAAGUGUACUUGCCAAAAGAUGUCAGCACCCAGACUAAGCAUGAUAACUCAAGCAAUGUACCCAGACCACAGGUUUUCUUGGCAGGCCUCCGAGGAGGAUCAUCUGCUGCUACUCAUAUGGUCAAAGUGGACUUAACAAGACCAAUAGAUGAAACCUAAUUGAAAAGGAGAAACCUAAAGAAAUAUACUAAAUACAUACAAAAAUCCCAACAUAUAUCUGAAUCAAGUUACCAAAAAAUUUUACUAUGUCUGAUUCCAGGAGCAGUUGACUAAUUUCAUUUGUCUUACUUGCUAGGGCUGCUAAAUGGCAUUAAGUGAUAGAAAUGAUGAGCCUGAAACACACAGAGUUUAAAAAGCAAUUUAGAGUGAAGAUGUGCCUGAAAACUUAACUUAAACUAACAUUUAAAUGUGUAGUGUGGGUCAGGGAUUUUCUUGAUCUUGUAAUACAAUGACUGCUUGCUGAAACACUACCAUUAAGAGACGUGGCUUUGGUACAUGAAAAGCAUAACGUUAGACUCAUCGCUUUUAUGAGAUGCAGGGCCCAUCCUGCAGCUCCUACAGAGGCAUAAUUCUCAUUGGUAUGAAGUAAAACCGAUCCCUAGAGAGUCAUCCAGAUGUCACAGAUCUGCCCACAGAGCAUAAUUGUCCAGAAGGUAAAACCAGCAAGAUGAAAUGGGUUUAGGUUCUUGGGCCUGUCCAUUCAUGCUGCUGCUAAUGUCUUUCCAAGUAAUGGGCCUUAUGAGCAGAGGCUAGGGCAGGGGGCUGAAUCUGUCUGGGAUGGCUCUGGCAGCCAUUUGAGGUCUCCAAUAAUUUGUGUUCAUUGGCUAAAACGUGUGCUUACCAGCACACAGCAAACAGUAGGAACUUCAGGCAUGUUUUUAAAGCAUUAUUUCACUUGUGUUUAAAAAAAACUAAAGCACAACAGGAACAGGUUUUUAUCUCUAUUUCAUUGCAGCACUGAAAUAUGUGCCAGGUCUGUUAAGCUCAACAGCAGCUAUUAUUUCUCUUUGUGAAAAGCUGAAUCACUUGAGUUUUAAAAUCUUCUCAGACAAAGUAGGGAAUACAUUAAAACAGAGAUGCUUUUCACAACAACAAAAAGCUCCACCAGUUACUUUCUGCAAAUUAUCCUGAUGCACCUGUGUGACUGCAUGGGAUUGGCUAAGGUUUUUAACUCUCCUUUUGGUCAGGUGCGCCAUGGUGCAUCAUGGUUUCCUAGGCCAUUGUUAUACCAGCUUGUGAUAAUGAAGCGUGGAGAUUCGAGCUGCUACGUGACUUUUCUGUGGCGUUGUGCAGGAUAACAUUCUCUUUUUGUUUAACUGUCCAAGGUGUACUUGGCUUCACUUCUUAAAGUUAAACAUCUGGGACUAAUCCACAAGGUAUUACCAAAAAUAAUCAAAAAAAAAAAAAAAAGAUCAGAAGGGGAGUGCAUAUAAAACUUAGAUAAACUAUUUCUACUAGCUGAUUUCUCCCUUUUGUAAAAAAAAAAAAAAAAAAAAAAAAAUCAGUAGCAGCCAGAUAUGCUGCUCCUCCAGGUUUUUCAACGAUGAGCUGGCACUGAUUUUCAGAUUUAUUAAUGAAUACAUGAGUGCUAUUAAUUGCAGCUUUUUUAAUUCAGAGAAGGUAUCCUGUUGAUGGUAAAUGCAGUGCUUUUUGUUCUGUACAUUUUUAUCAUCAUUUGCUUUGAACCUUUUAUGUUAAAGUUCU
Molecule: messenger RNA, 3724 nt
Organism: Cygnus atratus (black swan)
Lineage: Eukaryota; Metazoa; Chordata; Aves; Anseriformes; Anatidae
Gene: CFAP206
Product: cilia and flagella associated protein 206
Exons: 13
Coding region: 314-2179 (621 amino acids)
Biological process (GO): regulation of flagellated sperm motility; sperm axoneme assembly; regulation of cilium beat frequency
Cellular component (GO): ciliary basal body; axoneme
Source: RefSeq, a predicted model, not a curated record